ACCUUUCCUUUAAAUUUCUUUAGAUUGUGUAAUUGAGAAAUCUGACAAAGCAAAGAUGUUACCUUUCUGGUUUGUGAUAUUCACAUUCAUCUCCCAACCCGCAACAUCUAUAGAUGUAAUUUCUUCUAGUUGUCAUGAAAAAUGUGGGGACGUUCUUGUUCCAUACCCAUUUGGAAUCAUCUUCACAUCUGAAAUUUCUAAUCCCGACAAUUGUGCGCUAAACAAGCAUUUUAUCUUAACUUGCAAUGUAAGUGAUGAUCCUCCGAGUCUAUUUUUUGGGGAAAACAUGCCUAUUCACAAUAUAUCAAUAGAAGAAGGAACCAUCUCCGUCCGAAUUGAUUCAGCAUCCAAUUGCUACAACGAGACAGGAAUAACGGACUAUUUUAGUCAACAUAUUACAAUGCGAAGCGGCCGGCCAGUUCGGUUCUCUGAUACUCGGAACAAGUUCACAGUAGUUGGUUGCGAUACUUUAGCCUAUAUGGAAGAUGACGAAGAGACUUUUGGUAGCGGCUGUAUUUCGUUGUGUGACAGUAAUGUUACUCUAGAAGGUCCUUGCUCAGGCCGUGGAUGCUGCCAGACACCGCUACCGCGAAAUCUUACAACACUAAACAUUCAACUCUCAAGCCUUUAUAAUCAUAGCAGGGUUUGGCAGUUUAAUCAUAGCAAGCGGUUUAGGCAGUUUAAUCAUGAAUACCACAUUGAUGAGUGCAAAGAACCAGACAGGUACAAGUGCGAUGGUACUUGCAAGAAUACAGAUGGGAACUACACAUGCAGUUGCCCACUUGGGAUGCGUGGUGAUGGUAAAGUUGGCUGUCAAGGAUUUCGCAUUACGACUAUUGCUGCGAUUGUUGGAGGGGUUGCAUCCAUUAUGGUUAUCGCCUUACUGAUCAUCAUUUUAUACAAGAGGCGAAGAAAUGAGAGGAAUUUUUUGAAAAAUGGCGGAUUGUUGUUGAAGCACCAAAGGGUAAGAAGAAUCUUCACAGAAGCAGAAUUAGUGAAGGCUACCAAAAAUUAUGAUCAAAGUUUACUUCUUGGCGAAGGAGGUUUCGGAUAUGUUUAUAAAGGAGUUUUAGCAGAUAACACCCAAGUUGCAGUAAAGAAGCCUAAAGAUAAAGACAAAACUCAAAUAAAUCAAGAAUUUCAACAAGAACUUGGCAUUGUUUCACAAGUUAACCAUAGAAAUGUUGUCAAGGUAUUAGGCCUUUGUUUGGAGACUAACGUUCCUUUAUUAGUUUACGAAUUCAUUUCCCAUGGAACCCUUUCCCAGCAUAUCCAUUACAACAGGUCUAAAAUAUUAGCCACAUGGAAAAAUCGUCUAAGAGUAGCAGCAGAGACUGCGCUUGCACUUGAUUAUUUGCAUUCUUUAGCAGAUCCCCCAAUUACCCCAAUUAUCCAUGGCGAUGUCAAGUCAUGUAAUAUACUCUUAGACGAUACUUACACUGCUAAAGUAUCUGAUUUUGGAGCUUCAGUACUAAUUUCUACAGGUCAAUCUGAUAUGGCCACAAGAAUACAAGGGACUAUUGGAUAUUUAGAUCCAGAGUAUCUUAUGACAGGUAAUUUAACUGAAAAGAGCGAUGUCUAUAGCUUUGGAGUGGUUCUUGUUGAACUAUUAACAGGGGAGAAACCAAAUUCUAGCGCAAGAUCUGGCGAAAAGAGUAACAUCAUUCAAUAUUUUCUCUCAUCUCUAGAAAAUAAUGAGCUAUCUAGGAUACUUUGUUUUGAUGUAGCUAGUGAGACUGAAAUGGAAGAGAUUGAAGUUUUUGCAGAGCUUGCAAAACAAUGCGUACGAGUUAGUGGCAUGAAAAGGCCAACUAUGAAACAAGUCUGA
Messenger RNA from Jatropha curcas, 1828 nucleotides. Lineage: Eukaryota; Viridiplantae; Streptophyta; Magnoliopsida; Malpighiales; Euphorbiaceae. The record is from RefSeq and is a predicted model, not a curated record.